AUGGCGUUACACCGGAGCUCGCUUCUUCUGCGCUUGGCCAAAGGCAGCAGCCGGAGGGCCGCGGUGCAAGCUUCCUGCAGUCCCUUCGUUUACGGUUCAUCUGAUUACUCUGAUUGCCGGAGAUGCUAUUCGAGCUCCGGACAAGAUAAAGGUACAAUGGCAUCAGCAACGGGGUACCACGUCAGCAACGGACCGUCCUACAUGCGUGGUGCGGUCUUUUGGGAGAAGAAUAAGCCCCUCACUUUCGAAGAUUUUCACAUGCCCCGCCCUAAAGCCAACGAGGUUCUCAUCAAAACCAAGGCAUGCGGGGUUUGUCACUCGGAUCUGCAUGUGAUCAAAGGGGAGCUUCCAUUUGCCAGCCCUUGUGUUGUGGGGCAUGAGAUUACCGGUGAGGUGGUUGAACAUGGGCCACUUACUGACAGUAAAAUCAUUGAAAGAUUUCCUGUUGGAUCUCAUGUUGUCGGGGCUUUCAUAAUGCCUUGUGGAAGCUGUCUUUUCUGCUCUAAGGCAAAUGACUUGUGUGAGUCUUUUUUCGCUUAUAAUCGAGCAAAAGGGACACUUUAUGACGGCGAAACAAGGCUAUUUCUCCGUGGUAGUGGAAAGCCAGUGUAUAUGUACAGCAUGGGAGGCCUGGCUGAGUUCUGUGUGGUACCAGCCCAUGGAUUAGCCGUUCUACCCAACUCAUUGCCUUACACAGAGUCUGCAAUACUGGGAUGUGCAGUUUUUACUGCCUAUGGAGCAAUGGCUCAUGCUGCUGAGGUCCGUCCUGGUGAUGCCGUUGCAGUAAUUGGCAUUGGGGGUGUUGGCUCGAGUUGUCUGCAGAUAGCUAGGGCAUUUGGGGCUUCCGAGAUCAUUGCAGUAGACGUUCAAGAUGAGAAACUUCAGAAAGCUAAGAUAUCUGGAGCCACUCAUGCUAUAAAUGCACUGAAAGAAGAUGCCGUAAUGAAAAUCAAAGAGAUUACAGGAGGAAGGGGUGUAGACAUAGCCGUAGAAGCCCUCGGAAGGACACAGACAUUUUCCCAGUGCGUGCAAAGCGUACGUGAUGGAGGGAAGGCUGUGAUGAUUGGACUUACGCUCUCUGGUGCUAAAGGGGAGGUUGAUAUAAACCAUUUGGUCCGCAGACAGAUUAAAGUGAUAGGGUCUUAUGGGGGCAGAGCAAGGCAGGACCUUCCGAAAUUGAUUAAGCUGGCCGAAAGGGGGAUUUUCAGUCUUGAGGCAGCUGUUUCAAGGAAGUGCAAAUUUGAGGAGGCAGGGGAGGCUUAUAAGGACCUUGACCAGGGGAAAAUUAUCGGUCGUGCUGUAGUGGAGAUCAUGUAA
Striga hermonthica is the source of this 1317-nucleotide messenger RNA. NCBI's taxonomy places the organism in Eukaryota, Viridiplantae, Streptophyta, Magnoliopsida, Lamiales, Orobanchaceae. The record is from the annotation of a GenBank genome assembly.